Messenger RNA from Prunus armeniaca (apricot), 705 nucleotides. Lineage: Eukaryota; Viridiplantae; Streptophyta; Magnoliopsida; Rosales; Rosaceae. The record is from the annotation of a GenBank genome assembly.
AUGUCGACCGCAGCUUCCUCCAGCACUCUGUUUUCUCCUGCUCCCAGUUCGCAGCCGCCGAUCUUUCAUAAGCCAACGACUGCUUUAUCUCUCUCUCGGGUCUCUCUUGGCCUUAGGCUUCCUAGAUCUCCGCCCCUAUCAACAACCCAUCUGAAAACUAGAAGAAAUUCAAGUCGUUUCACUACCUGUUGCUCCACGGACGCUGCAAAAGCUCCCAACAAGGAGACCCCUAUUGAAUUGAGAUAUGAAGCAUUUCCUACUGUCAUGGAUAUCAAUCAGAUUCGUGAAAUUUUGCCUCACCGGUUUCCAUUUCUCUUAGUGGAUAGAGUGAUUGAAUACAAUCCUGGAGUUUCUGCUGUUGCAAUCAAGAAUGUAACAAUAAAUGAUAAUUUCUUUCCUGGGCAUUUUCCUGAGAGGCCAAUCAUGCCUGGUGUUCUCAUGGUUGAGGCAAUGGCACAGGUCGGUGGCUUGGUUAUGUUGCAACCGGAAGUGGGAGGCUCUCGUGACACUUUCUUUUUUGCUGGUAUUGACAAAGUGCGAUUUCGGAAACCAGUGAUUGCUGGUGACACAUUAGUGAUGAGAAUGACACUAGUCAAGCUGCAGAAACGCUUUGGAAUAGCAAAGAUGGAAGGCAAGGCCUAUGUGGGAGGUGAAGUGGUGUGUGAGGGAGAGUUUUUGAUGGCUACUGGUACUGGCAGUGACUGA